Neomonachus schauinslandi (Hawaiian monk seal) is the source of this 2722-nucleotide messenger RNA. RefSeq names its product zinc finger protein 33B. The coding region runs from base 219 to 2588 and encodes 789 amino acids. The transcript has 6 exons. Gene Ontology annotation, biological process: negative regulation of transcription by RNA polymerase II. NCBI's taxonomy places the organism in Eukaryota, Metazoa, Chordata, Mammalia, Carnivora, Phocidae. The record is from RefSeq and is a predicted model, not a curated record. Gene Ontology annotation, molecular function: RNA polymerase II cis-regulatory region sequence-specific DNA binding; DNA-binding transcription repressor activity, RNA polymerase II-specific.
CAACCCGUUUUCUUCAGUUCUCGCGUGGGAGGCUAUUCUCGGGCCUCUUAUGCUCUGCGCUUUUCUGGGGCCGGUGCUUCACAACGACGGAGCGACAGUUUUGUAGGGCAGGAGGAUUCAGGAGCCCCCCGGGCAGGCCAGAUCUUCCAUGACCCAUCCCUCUUGUUGUAACCCAGCACGUCUUCAGAGUUGUCUACAUUUUUCCAAGACAGCAGAAAAUGAACAAAUCCCAGAUUGAACAGAAAUUCCAGGGAUCAGUAUCAUUUAAGGAUGUGACUGUGGGCUUCACCCAGGAAGAGUGGCAGCACCUGGACCCAGCUCAGAGGUCCUUGUAUAGAGAUGUGAUGCUGGAGAACUACAGUAACCUUGUCUCACUGGGGUAUUGUGUUACCAAACCAGAGGUGAUCUUCAGGCUAGAGCAAGGAGAGGAGCCAUGGAUAUUGGAGGAAGAAUUCCCAAGCCAGAGCUUUCCAGUGAACAAAGGUGCUUAUAUCUUUUCAGAAAUCUGGAAAACUGAUCACAAGAAAGAAAGGAGCCACAAAAACCAGCCUAAACAUGUGUGGGAAGUUGCAUUCAUCAAUAAUAAAAUGCUAACUAAAGAACGAGGCAACGAAGUAGGAAAACCACAUAACUUGGACACAAAUUCUUUUCCUUCCAGAAAAACCCUCUGUCAGUGUGACUCAUGUGGAGUGAGUUUCAACUGUAUUUCAGAAUUGUUUAUCAAUAAGAAAAACUAUUUAGGAAAAAAGACUGAUGAAUUUAAUGCCUGUGGAAAAUUGCUACUCAGUAUUAAACACGAGAAAACUCAUACUAGAGAGAAAAGUGAAUUUUUUAAAAAUGGGAAAACUUUCAGUCAUGAUAAGGACCCUAUUCAUCAUGAGAAGAUUCAAACUUUAGAGCAAAAUUUUGAUCAUAACAUUUAUCAAGAAACCUUCCUUGAAAAGGCAAUAUUCAGUACAUACAGGAAAGAGAUUGCAGAAGGGAAUGACUGUGAAUGUAAUGAAUAUGGGAGAACCUUCUUUGAUAACUCCUCCUUCUUAUUCCACCAGAUAAAUUCCUCAAAGGAAAAUCACUAUGGAUUUAGUGGUUGUGGAAAAUCCUUAUGUGUGAAGUCUACCCUUUUGAAACAUCAUGGGGCACAUAUGAAACACUAUGACUGUAAUGAAAGUGGGAAUAAUUUCAGGAGGAAUUUAUGCCUUUCACAACUUCAGAAAACUCAUAAAGGAGAAAAACACUUUGAAUGUAAUGAAUGUGGGAGAGCGUUUUGGGAGAAGUCCCACCUCACUCGACAUCAGAGGAUACACACAGGAGAGAAACGCUUUCAGUGUAAUGAAUGUGGAAAAACUUUCUGGGAGAAGUCAAACCUCACUAAACAUCAGAGGUCACACACAGGGGAGAAACCCUGUGUGUGCAGUGAAUGUGGGAAAGCCUUCAGCCACAAGUCAGCCCUCACGUUACACCAGAGAACACAUACAGGGGAGAAACCUUAUCAGUGUAAUGCAUGUGGGAAAACUUUUUACCAGAAGUCAGACCUCACUAAACACCAGAGAACACACACAGGGCUGAAACCCUAUGAAUGCUAUGAAUGUGGGAAAUCCUUCUGUAUGAAUUCACACCUUACAGUGCAUCAGAGAACUCAUACAGGUGAGAAACCCUUUGAAUGUCCUGACUGUGGGAAAUCUUUCUGUCAGAAGUCACAUCUUACACAACAUCAGAGAACUCACAUAGGGGAUAAACCCUACGAAUGUAAUGCCUGUGGGAAAACUUUCUACCACAAGUCAGUACUCACCAGGCAUCAGAUCAUUCAUACAGGGUUGAAACCUUAUGAAUGCUAUGAAUGUGGGAAAACCUUUUGCUUGAAGUCUGACCUCACAGUACAUCAGAGAACUCACACAGGGGAGAAGCCCUUUGCAUGUCCUGAAUGUGGGAAAUUCUUCAGCCAUAAGUCUACCCUCUCUCAACAUUAUAGGACACAUACUGGGGAGAAGCCCUUUGAAUGUCACGAAUGUGGGAAAAUCUUCUAUAAUAAAUCAUACCUAACUAAACAUAAUAGAACACACACAGGGGAGAAACCCUAUGAAUGUAACGAAUGUGGGAAAACCUUCUGCCAGAAGUCUCAGCUCACUCAGCACCAGAGAAUUCACAUAGGUGAGAAACCCUAUGAGUGUAAUGAAUGUGGAAAGGCUUUCUGUCAUAAGUCAGCCUUAAUUGUCCACCAGAGAACUCAUACAGAAGAAAAGCCCUAUAAAUGUAAUGAAUGUGGAAAAUCUUUCUGUGUGAAGUCAGGACUUAUUUUACAUCAGAGAAAACACACAGGGGAGAAACCCUAUGAAUGUAAUGAAUGUGGAAAAUCCUUCAGUCACAAAUCAUCCCUCACAGUGCAUCACAGGGCUCACACAGGAGAGAAAUCUUGUCAGUGUAAUGAAUGUGGGAAAAUUUUUUACCGUAAAUCAGACCUUGCUAAACAUCAGAGAUCACACACGGGGGAGAAGCCCUAUGAAUGUAACACAUGUGGAAAAACCUUCUCUCAGAAGUCAAACCUCAUUGUACAUCAGAGAACACACGCAGGAGAAAAACGUAAUGAUUGAAGUGGAUGUUAGGAAUGUCGAGCUGCAGUUCAGCACCCAUUACACAAGAAUUCACACUGGCGGAAGCUCUGUUGACAGGAUAUCCUGAAUGUUCGGGAAUCUUCCUCCACACAAACUGGCCUUAUUUUACUCCA